Linum tenue is the source of this 360-nucleotide messenger RNA. Lineage: Eukaryota; Viridiplantae; Streptophyta; Magnoliopsida; Malpighiales; Linaceae. The record is from the annotation of a GenBank genome assembly.
AUGGGUCUCAUCAAGGCUGCCUGCUUCCUCUUCUUCUUCGCACUCCUCGACUCCUAUGUACGAGUUUCAGCUGUUGCUCCCACAACAGCUCCGGCGACUGUCGCUCCGACCCAUGCUCCGGUCACCCCGACUCCGGUAGCGCAUGCUCCAAUGGCACCCGUAUCUGGAAACUAUUGUGUGGCGAAGUGCCAAGACAGGUGCAAGACCCACCCGUCUGCCAAGAGGUUCUGCCAGAAGAUAUGCACCAGGUGCUGCAUGAGCUGCAAGUGCGUUCCAACCGGUCCCAUCGGCUCCAACGCCGAGCAGUGCAAGAACUGGACCGCCACUCUCUACCAUGGCGUUCCUUACAAGUGCCCUUAA